CAUAUCACACGGAAGUGGAAUAUGUUCAAGACUCCAUUUCAAUGAAAAUGGCGAAUACAUCUCAUAUCCAAUUCGAAGGUUGGAGUCCUGACCAAGUAGCUGCCUGGCUCAGAGGUCUGGACGAGGCAGUUGGUCAGUAUGUCCAGCAUUUUCACAACAACGGCAUUGAUGGCAAGAAACUCUUGAUGAUCACCCACUCAGACCUCGAAAAACUCAGUGUCUCAAAACUAGGUCACCAGGAGCUGAUAUUGGAAGCUGUAGACCUUCUGAGAGCAAUGCGUUACGGCCACGACACCGAGAACCUGCAGCACUUGGCCCUCCAGCUGGGAUGCAAGGCUCGCAGCCUCCACAACAUGGUCCAGGCCAUCACUGGGGAGAACGACAAGAACCGUGCCAACGUCUCGCAUCACGACCGCCGCAAACAGCUCACCGUCGAGGUCCUGUCUGCUAUGGCCGACCUCCUGUCAACGCUCAAGUGUCUAGUGUCAUGGCUCGACAGAGCCCCGUUUGAAGGUAUCCAUGACAUGUGUUUGUUGAGGAACUCCAUCGUGAAGUUUGGGAUGGAGCUCGUCCAUGCUGCACAGCGAGACUCCAACCUGACAGAGACGGAGGAGUCCAUUAUGAGAUCGUGUCGGACGUUGUUUGAGAUCUGCGAUGACCUGGUGAUGAACUCCAAGGAGCCGCUGGUGGUGCAGCCUGCAUCACUAGAGGUCGCCACCAUCAGGAAGAAACAGCCGGAGGAGCUGGGUCUGCAUAUUUCCUCCUCAUAUUAUGGAAUUCAUGCUAUAAGCGGAAUAAAGGAAUUGAGUCCAGCUGACCUGUGCAGGAAGAUUGAGAAGGGCGAUGAGGUCAUCCAGGUCAACUACCAAACAGUGCUUGGCUGGCAGCUGAAGAAGCUGGUGGAGACGUUGAAAGAGAAACCAAAGGAGGUUGUGCUGUUGCUGAAGAAGAGGCCUCGUCAUAUCAGUCCGUUCGGGAAUCUGCCCAACCGGAAGAACAAACAGCAUGCUCAAGCAGCAACCUUGCCAAAGAUACUGAAGAAACGGCGGUCACGUGAAGGUGACGCCAAACAGACUCGGCCAUCACUGCAGGAGUUCACCUCCUCUGCACCGUCGGGGGACAUCUACGUCACUAAAGACGCCCCUGAGAACACAGAUGGCAAUGACACCGAUAAUGAUGUCUUCCGUAGCGGUUCCGAGUCCCCCCAGUUCACACUUCCUGUAGGUGUUGACCCCAAACAUCGCCGCGCCACAGUGAGUGGAGGGUCACCAACAUUAGAGCGACCCUCAUUGGUCAUACAAGACCUUGACCCUCCCACAAGGCCAAAGUCACAGUUUGUUAACUCUGCGGAGAAGGAGGCAGCAAUGGCUGCCCUGGCAGCCUCAGAGAACAGACUCGGCGUGGCCAAGAUCUGGGACGACAAGUCCAAGGAGAUGUCGGAACUCACAGCCAGCGAGAGUCAGCAGAGAAUUGAGAAAUUUGCAGCCAAAGUGAGUCAGAAUAUGACAGUAGAUUCGCCAUCGUCCACUACAGAGUCUCCACAAGCAUCAGUGUCUGAAGAUUCCCCCGAGACUGUUGAAACCCCAGACCAGAAGUCUGUAGAGGUUCGUCGCCAGGAGUUCCGGGUGACCAAACCCACCCCCCACGUUCUAGAGAACCCAUACAUGUCAGUUGAACGUCCAUACUCCCAGUCCAAGGAGGUCGUGUCAGAAGUAGCCACAGACAACAAUGCACGUGACCAACCCAAGCUCAUGAAGAUAAAACGUAUUGAUUCAUCUACCCGAUCAGAGGAAAUCAAAUUAAAGGAAGAACAAGGUUCACCGAAGGAGAAGAAACAUGUUGGUUUUGCCGCCGACUGUAAGGAGGAGAGUGAGGAGAGCGUGAGCUACACCACCAUAGUGGUGGGCGGCGUGGUGCAGAAGAUACCCGUGGACAAGAGUCAAGUCUUCGUAUCUGAUUCCCCGACUGUGAGAAGGAGAGCCAAAACUGGAACCAAGAGACUUGAUCGCCGUGUGUCAUGUAAGGACCUUGAAGGGGACUGUGAGGGUUGGCUGCUGAAGAGGAAGAUGUCUCGUGGAAUCCUCAACAAGAGCUGGGCCAAGAGAUGGUGCAUCCUCAAGACCUCCAACCUCUUCUACUACAAGGAGAAGGACGAUCUGAAGGCAGAAGGGGUGAUCCAUCUGCCAGCUUUCCAGGUUUCUCCAGCCACGGACAUCAAGACCAAGAAGAGUGCCUUCAAGAUCCACACCGGCACGACGUCCUACUUCGCAUCAGAGAGACAGGAUGACAUGAGCAAAUGGAUGAACAAAAUGGGCCUGGCAGCCAUCAACUUUGAUACUAGUCGGGUCAUCACCACAGGGGGCUUCAUCAAGCCCGAGCCGCGCUCACCCCACCCCAUGGGGGUACAGAAUAUCUACUACUCAGAGUCAGAGGACGAGGGAGAAGACGACGUGUCUGUCGGCAGUCAGAUGGGCAGUCAGAUAUCACUGGUCAGUCAGUCAUCCGCCUGCAGCAGCAACACCCUGUCGGGACCAGCAACACAGGAAGUAGGUGGCAGCACCUCCACUCUGGUGCCAACGGCUGAAUCCUCAGUACCUGUAGAGAAAAGACAGAAAGACUCCAGUGUGUCUUCGGAACCACCUUCAGGUAGCCCUGACGAUCUCACAGGUAUUUUACGCAACCUACAUGGACAAAACCUCACAAUAGAUGGCAUUGAUAGGGAACGACUACGUAGAAGUCACAUAACGUCGACCGACUUGCUGAAAUCGUCGCGAGGAGAGCUAAACAAACUUAGGAAACUCCAGUCACUGCAGAGGACAUUGAAGGCUAAGCAGCUGGAACUGUCUGAAAUCAACAAUUUCUUUGAGAAGACUCUGACACAUGAGUCGAUAAGUGAGUUCAAGGAACAAUACACUGGGUAGAGUGACCACCUCCUUUGGUGCAUUCAUGGACAAUUUGGAUCGUGUGAUUGUGCAUGAAUCAACAAACUUUAGACAGUGACACCACCACUGUUGCAACAUCUGUGGACAAGCAAGAUCAUGUGAUACAAACAUCCCCGAGCUGAAGAGCAGGCUCACAACUGGUAUCCUUUAAGAGAAACAUUUGCAGAUCCUGUCAUGGCUGUGCAGGUGUAGUGCCAGGAGUGCCAGCAAUAGAACUCUGUGUGCAGGGAUUUAUGAUACGAGAGCUGC
Messenger RNA from Haliotis rubra (blacklip abalone), 3191 nucleotides. Its product is annotated as CNK3/IPCEF1 fusion protein-like. NCBI's taxonomy places the organism in Eukaryota, Metazoa, Mollusca, Gastropoda, Lepetellida, Haliotidae. Gene Ontology annotation, molecular function: protein binding. The record is from RefSeq and is a predicted model, not a curated record.